AGGAUUUAGUAAAUCAUAUAUUUCAACCAUGAGUUCCUACUUUAGCAUAAAGUGAGACGUGUUCUUAUGUCCUUUGUUUUGUAAUGAUUAGUUAGAUUGAUUUGGUGCAUAGACUUGUGUGUGUGAGGGCACAGGUACUGGUAAGACUCUUCAAUGAGUGAAGGAACCUAUUCUGCUGGUGGGCUGAGUCGUGGCUCUUUCAAUGGCAGUGCAGCACCAACCAGGCCUCGCAAACGUAUCUACGAUGCAGAAGUUAGCCUUGAUGAAGAGGUGGUGACGCGUCGUGCCGUGCACUACUCAGGCUACGAGAGCUUCAAGGACAUUGCCCCCUACAAGAAGGCUGAACGCAUGGCCCGGUACUCACGUCCUCGACAGGAGGGACCUUCUGCAUCGGGUGUUGGUGUGCCGCUUCAGUCAGGUAGCGGGGUUACAGGGUCUCAGGACCCCUGCAAGUCCCCCAUGAUGGAGGAUGAAGACAUCAACCAAGGUCUGGCUGACAACUUUGAGGACUCACUCUGUGGACUUGGCACUGAUGUGUCUUCAUCGAAAUACAACAUGCGUGAGGCACUGCACGCUCUGCCGUCCGUGGCGACAACCAUCAAGCAGGAGUCCAUCUCGCUGCGCUUGGAGAACAUCUCAACCACCGUGACUGGCCCCGCAAUGUAUGAAGACUCCAACAGCAUUGACCGCAUUCUCAAUUCGUUUGCGGGCAGGUUGCUUACGAAUGACGGUCUGCAAGACGGCGUAGGUACAAACUUACCUCAAUACCUGGCCCACUCUGCACACCAAGGGCAUACCUCCAGCACCUUCUCGCCCUCGCCCUCCGAGGACGCCCUUGGACCUCCUUCCCCUUCCCCUGGAGCUUCACAUGGACUCCAGUAUGGAGGAUCUCAGAUCUCCUCUGCUAAGCUCCAGUCAAGCCAUUCGUCACCUGAACUUGAACAGAAGUCGCAUGAGCAGGUGAUCCUUGCGCUGAACCAUCACAGCUCAGCGCUGCUCCGCGAGGACCCAAUCGUGUCUGGGGAAAUAGAUUGUGAUGCCAGGGAUGCUGGAGGCUCAAGCAGCGUUGGUGGUGAUGCCGGGGACGACCUCAGCCUGGGCUAUGACGAUGCGUACAGCCUUCCUGACAAGCAUGACUUGCAAGUCUAUGACGAUAACAGGUUUCAGUACAUCCUGAGUGUCCCCACAUCGACGGCUGUGAAGAGAAGCGAAGACACGCUCUCCUACCUCAACCAGGGACAGCCUUACGAGAUCAAAAUCAAGAAACUCGGCGACAUCACCAAAUGUGUUGGCAAGAAGUUCACUUCGUUCAUCCGUAUUUGCUUCCACGAGCGUCGCUUCCAGUUCAUCGAGAAGGAACAGCUCACGCAAUGGCAUCAACUGCGGCCAAAUGAACGGAUCAUUGAGAUUGACGUGCCUCUGAGCUACGGGAUCAGCGAAGUGCAGCAGAGCAAGCACGGCCAGGCUGUGGUGCGCUUCGACUGGGACCCCAACAAGGACGUCGCCGCCUACAUUAAGGUGAACUGCAUCAGCACUGAGUUCACUCAGAGGAAGCAUGGCGGCGAGAAAGGUGUCCCGUUCCGGAUACAGAUUGAGACUUGUGCCAACAUCGGAGGACAAAUGCAGCGUCUCAACGUAUGUGGCUGCCAAGUGAAGGUUUUCAAGCUGAAAGGUGCAGACCGCAAGCACAAACAAGACAGGGACAAGAUCUCCAAACUGCCGCUCGAGGAAAGGGAGAAGUUCCAGGAGUCGUGCGAGUGCACCAUCUUGACCACCUACAUCGGCGACGCCAUCUACGCUCCUGAGGAGCGCUGGUGCUCAUCUCCAGAGUCGGGGGCGGGGAGCGGUCCAGAGCUGCGUCAGGAGGCUGCCCCUGGCAUCGUGUGCUCCUCGGGCAGCAUCGCCGUCAGCAGCACUCCCGUGACGUCAGCCACCACGUCUCCUGUGCAGCAGAGGAAACUUCUCGCCUGUGUUGGCAUCCCUGCUUACAGUGGCAACCCUGCAGCCACUGACUUCAUCGAAUCUCAUGUCCCCGGUAGCGUGCUAAACAGCGCGCUAGAAGGCGACGAGUCCGCCGUGCAGAUCCAAGUGUGGCUGAAGCAUCACCGCUUCUCGAACCUCGCGGCCACCUUCGCUAACUUCACCGCCACGGACAUCCUACGUCUGUCACGCUCUGAGAUCAUUGAGAUCUGCGGCCUGGCCGACGGGAUACGACUUUUUAACGCCCUUCAUGCUAAGAGCGUAGUGCCGCGACUGACGCUGUACAUCUGCUCGGAGGGCGAGACGGUGUACAGUGCGCUGUACCUGGAACGAGCAACGUACAAGGAGCUCGUGAGGAAGCUGGCCUCCCUCUUCUCCCUCGAGCCGUGCGCCGUGCAGGACGUAGUCUGGCAGGGACCUUCAGGCAUACACGUCAAGCUCAAUGAUGAGGUUGUCCGUAACUUCCAAGAUGAGUGCCUCCUGAUGUGUUCUGCUGUACUUUCUUCGCCGUCAUCUCCACCAUCGCCAGACUCCAAGGCCUUCUCCCUCUCCUACACUCUCGUCCUCAGAACUCAACCUCGUCCAUUUGAGGGUCCGACCCCUCGACCUGCCCUCUACGAGACACCUUCGUCCCGCACUUCCCUCUUUGAGACAUCCACUCCUCGCACCUCCCAUUUCGAAUGCGUUGCACCGCGACCCGCUCAUUUCGAUACACCUGAAUCAACCACCCUAUCUUCCAAGUGUGAGGGCAUGGUUUUGCGUCCACUGAGCUUUGACUUGACGGUGUCCCGCUCUCCCGUCUUUUGUGCUACUACAUCGAGCACCGGCAGCCGCCCCAUCUCGGCCAGUUCGCAAGAUUUCAACACGCCUGUUCGACAACCAUUUCCGCAUCUGACGAGCCAUGUCCCGCCUCAGUCUACAACUUCGUCGCAGGAGCGACCUUACAACUUCUCGACGCCAGGACUGACCACCACCACCACCACGUGCACUCCAUCGUCUUCUUCGUGUGAGCCUGUGCCACUCUCGAUGAGUAACAAUGCCCGUAUGCAGCAAAGCUCUACAUCAUCGUCGUCGUCGUCGUCUGAACGACACGUGUACCAUCUCUCACCGCCAAGCACGUCUUGUUCUCGUCAGUCACCCAUCCCUUGCUCCCUUGGUAAUGGAACAAGUCUCUCACACGCUCUUCAGCCGCUGCAUAACUCCCUGCCAUGUUCGUCAUCUGCGGUCUAUUUGUCCAGCUCCAGUAGCUGCAGCAACAGCUCUGUGCCACCACAUCAUGUCAAUACAUCGCACUUCCACAGCUAAUCACAGUCUAACUCUUAUCCGUCCUUUUUUUUUAUUUCGCAUGCAUCUGCGAACAAAAAUUGUGAUACGUUUUCAUUUUUAUCAGACGUUGGACUAUUUCACUUUUUUUGCUAGGUGCUAUACCGAUGAUCUUAUAUUCUUGACGAUGCUUUUUAUUUAUUUAUGACCACCAAUCACUAUAUAUGGUAUUUUUAAACGAGUCUCCUAAAUUUCAUAACCUCUUUCUUUAAAAAAAAGAUAGAUGCUUUACAAGAUGUUUUGUAUCGACAUUAAGUGUUUAUAGAUUAAAGAUGAAGCGCGAGAGUAAUAUCUAAAUAUUUUUGUAAUUUAUUGCUAAUGACGAACUCUCAUAAUUUAUAGUCUCUGAAAAAGACACAAAUUCUGGAUAUGUCCUUUCAUCCGGUCCCAAAAUUCGCGUAUAGGCUUACUUGGCAUGCUUGUGAUGGCUGUAAUUGUGCGCUACUACUGACGCUAGGAUGUCUUGUCUCACUCACUACUCUUAUUCUAUUGACUGUAGGCACAAUAUAUAAUUGUCCACAAGCAUCCGAUAGCUAUGCCGGUACAUAAAAUACAUAAGUUUCUCCUUAUACCGGUACAUUUCUAACGUUCAUAGUCUUUUUUAGCCUUUACUUUUUGAUGGUCGAUAAAACACUAUUGAACUAUCUCGCAUGCAGAUGCAAGCAGCAAUCUAUCACUAAUGUUGUAGUCGUAAAGAUAAUGUGCGAAAUGAAGCUGAACUUGGUACUGUUUUGCCUUGCUUUUCAUGUCAUUAUAUUGCAGAUGUUCGUUUUAGUUCAAGUAUUCUGAUUUAUCCGGUUUAUUUAUCUGUUUGUAAUUUAUAUUCAGCCAUUGAUGGGCAUGUACGCUGGGUACCAGUCCUAGAAAUUUGAUGCGGUUGAGGCAAUCUAGUGACAUUAAUUACCAGUACUACUUUUGAUUAAACGUCGGAUUUAGUUUCAUUGAAUGCAACGUCAGUUUGUCGACCAACACAAGACAUGUGAAGUAUAUUCUGUGUAGCUUGAGUGCUAAAUAUGCCAGGACCGCGAGUGUUUUGUUGCUGCAAUAAUGUUUGUCUCCCAGCCUCUGUGUUAAAAAUACUUGUGUUAAACUAAAUGGGGAACGGAAAUUAGUAAGCAAAAUAAGAAAUUUGUAAGGUUGGUGUCCUGCUAUGUUGCGAGCCUCUCAGUAGGCGUUCGUGUAUUUUAGCGAAGUUAAUUUUAAGAAACAUAUUUGAAGGUCUAGCUUCGGAUCACGAGAAGCUCCCGUCGCCUCCUCUCCUGUGCUAUCUGAGCACAGGUCUAGCGAGAGUUGCUGAGGUUUAGAGAAUUUCUAAAUUAGAUGUCAUUUGUAAAAGAUUCGUCGUAGCAAAGAGAUGUUGCUCAGUGAGCAUCAGCAAUAACAGAUGCCAAGUCAGAACAAUAAUGUUAUGGGGAAAUCUUGCCACGUUAUGAUCUCCUGGAUUAUUUAGUGUCAACUUCUGUAUGACGAGGCGUAGCUUGCCAUUAGCCUUUCUGGAGUGCAAAGCUCCUCGCAGCAGACUAAAAUGUAAUCAGCGACUGGAAUUAAGGGGAGUUUAAUCCGUCCUAAAUCUAGUAUUUGACUGAUAUCUAUUUACCUAUAUUUUUUUCCUCCGUAACAGUUUAAAUUGUUCAUAAUCUCUGACGAUCCAAGUUGAAGUGAGAUUCGGGUUCAUUUAUUCAAAGAUGAAUUUUAUAUUGCUUCUGCUUGGAUCUUGCUUAUAAUGUGUGCCACAAAAUGCUGGCCUUGUAUCCUUGUUAUGCUUGCUUUUCUCAACAUGAGAAACUGAAAGUAAUUCGCAGUAAUGUGGGAUUUCAGGCUGAGUUCUACAAAAUAAACCUUCAGUUUCCUGAGCUGUGAGAGCGUUGACCUGCCUUGCAGAGGUGGACGCAAAAUUUGUUGUAGUUUAUCCACCGGCGAUGGCCUCUGAAGUGUUCAUAAUUAAGAUGUUGCUGGUACUUUAAUAAUGUUCGCAUCUCAGCCACUCAGCGCGGAUUACAGCAAUAAGAAGAGUGGACAUGAGUGCAUUUAUGUUGCUUCACCCAGUAUAAUUAUAAUCAUGUUUACGCUAUACCAGGAGCAGCGCCUUCAUGUGUCACAACAUUUAUGGUUCUGUGUGCCACCUUAAUCUUACAGUGUUCAGCAUUGUUCUUAUUUGUUAGAACUAAGUUAUGUCCUAGAUUUAAAGUCGUGUCAGACAUUCGGUUAGGCUGAAAACUAUGAAAUAUUCCGCCAAGUACAAAACAAAGUGUCCGUUUAGACGCUCCUGCUCUGCAAAAAUUUAUUCGAGCACUCACAUUUUAUUUGCUUCAGUUUAUAUCUGUACGUCGACUGUCGAUGUAUUAGAAUGAACUGAGUUGUUAGCGCCGUCACUUGAUAGUUUAUAAUUCAAAGUUGUAAUGUGCCACUCUUGCUAUCCGGUAAUGUGUUACUUAAUUUUGUAGAAAAACAGCUGAUCGCAUUACACUUGUAACUGGGCCUUGUUAAACGUUAGUGGUUAAACACACGAAUUCCUCGUCCUCUGUACGGAACUGUACGCUGAUUUUUCAAUGUUAUUGAGUUCAUUGCUUGCGGGUCUG
This is a messenger RNA of Hyalella azteca, 5882 nucleotides long. RefSeq lists its product as uncharacterized. Bases 154 to 3285 code for a protein of 1043 amino acids. Gene Ontology annotation, cellular component: nucleus. Gene Ontology annotation, molecular function: DNA-binding transcription activator activity, RNA polymerase II-specific; RNA polymerase II cis-regulatory region sequence-specific DNA binding. The record is from RefSeq and is a predicted model, not a curated record. Lineage: Eukaryota; Metazoa; Arthropoda; Malacostraca; Amphipoda; Hyalellidae. Gene Ontology annotation, biological process: regulation of transcription by RNA polymerase II. The transcript has 17 exons.